CUUGCACGGUUGCACCACACUUCCAAGUCCCAACCCUCAUUCUUCAUCUUCUUCCUCUAAUCCUUUUCUGCUUCUCAUUCGCCUGUAAUUUCUUCGUUAACUCGCCCCAGCGGCUCACCCCUCUUUCUCUCUUUUGCUUUCAAAUCCGAUUGUAACCCCACUUUGUUCUUCAAUCAGCUCCCUUCCUGCAGAUUGAUUCGGCACCAACUGUUGGAAGCUUGGGGGUAUUGAACCUGAAAGAAUGGCGACACUUGCUGAUUCAUUUCUCGCAGACCUUGAUGAACUAUCUGACAAUGAAGAUGAUAUAAUUGUUGAAGAUGAUGCUGAUGCUGGAAAUAUGGAAGAAGAUGUUGAUGGGGACUUGGCUGAUUUAGAAACACUUAAUUACGAUGAUCUGGACAGUGUUUCAAAAUUGCAGAAAUCACAAAGAUAUACAGAUAUAAUACAGAAAGUGGAAGGUGCAUUGGAGAAGGGUUCUGAUAUGUCAAAUCAUGCAAUAGUUUUGGAAGAUGAUCCGGAAUACCAGCUGAUUGUGGACUGUAAUGCUUUGUCUGUUGACAUUGAGAAUGAAAUUGUAAUCAUCCAUAAUUUUAUUCGGGACAAGUAUCGUCCAAAAUUUCCGGAGCUGGAAUCACUUGUGCAUCAUCCAAUUGAUUAUGCUCGAGUUGUUAAGAAAAUUGGAAAUGAAAUGGAUGUUACCCUUGUUGAUCUGGAGGGGCUUCUACCUUCAGCAAUUAUUAUGGUUGUGUCAGUUACAGCAUCAACUACAAGUGGCAAGCCGCUUCCAGAGGACGUCCUUGCGAAAAUAGUUGAGGCAUGCGAUCGAGCCCUUGCUCUUGAUUCAGCAAAGAAGAUGGUGCUUGAUUUUGUUGAAAGUAGAAUGGGCUUUAUUGCGCCAAAUCUGUCUGCUAUUGUUGGUAGUGCUGUUGCGGCAAAACUUAUGGGGACGGCUGGGGGUCUCACAUCCUUAGCUAAGAUGCCAGCUUGUAAUGUUCAGCUUCUUGGUGCUAAGAGAAAAAACCUUGCUGGGUUUUCCACUGCAACAUCACACUUCCGCGUUGGUUAUGUUGAGCAGACAGAAAUAUUUCAAUCUACACCUCCUUCAUUGAGGAUGCGUGCUUGUCGGCUCUUGGCUGCAAAAUCAACACUUGCAGCACGGGUGGAUUCCACAAGAGGAGAUCCAUCUGGGAACACUGGAAGGGCAUUCCGGGAAGAGAUUCGUAAGAAAAUUGAGAAAUGGCAGGAGCCUCCUCCUGCAAAGCAACCUAAACCACUUCCAGUUCCUGAUUCUGAACCUAAAAAGAAGAGAGGUGGUCGCCGACUAAGAAAGAUGAAGGAAAGGUAUGCGAUAACGGACAUGAGGAAACUGGCAAACAGGAUGCAAUUUGGUAUACCAGAAGAGAGUUCGUUAGGGGAUGGACUGGGUGAAGGGUAUGGAAUGCUUGGUCAGGCUGGGAGUGGCAAGCUGCGUGUAUCAAUGGGUCAGAGCAAACUUGCUGCAAAAGUUGCUAAGAAGUUCAAGGAAAAGAAUUAUGGAAGCAGUGGUGCUACAUCUGGACUAACUUCAAGUUUGGCGUUUACGCCUGUGCAGGGUAUUGAGCUUUCAAAUCCACAGGCUCAUGCGCAGCAGCUUGGCGGUGGAGCUCAAAGCACCUACUUCUCUGAGACGGGAACAUUUUCAAAAAUCAAGAGGAUCUGAUCCAGUCCCAUACAGAAGAAGUUUUCAUGUAUCCUUGGGAAUUUGCUGGUUGCCAAUUCCAUGAACACUCUAGUCGAAAUGUGUAAAUGACUGGAUGAAGUCGUAUUUCCUCGUUCUUGUGAUAUACUAGUUGUUUACCUUCGGUGGAUGGUAAUAAGGGUGGAUGUGAGUUCAGAGAUCAAUGUUUUAUGUGCAUCACAAAGUUCUUGGAUUAAUUGUUUACUUUUCUCUCAAAUAUUUAUUCAUAAUAUUUUGGACUGCAAUAACCAAUCAAAAUUAA
Messenger RNA from Malus domestica (apple), 1979 nucleotides. RefSeq names its product U4/U6 small nuclear ribonucleoprotein Prp31 homolog. NCBI's taxonomy places the organism in Eukaryota, Viridiplantae, Streptophyta, Magnoliopsida, Rosales, Rosaceae. The record is from RefSeq and is a predicted model, not a curated record. Gene Ontology annotation, cellular component: U4/U6 x U5 tri-snRNP complex; U4 snRNP; precatalytic spliceosome. Gene Ontology annotation, biological process: spliceosomal tri-snRNP complex assembly; mRNA splicing, via spliceosome.